UGAGGGAUCCUUAGACGUGAGAAUAGACUAGUUUGUGGGAUUGUACAGCAAGAUUGAGUCGGAUCCUCGCAGGACAGGGCCAUCUUUAUCAUACUUCAACUAUUCCUCUGGAUGGCAGGAUCGCGUCAACUCGAAACAAUCGACCAUGCCUCGUUGAAGUUGCGAGACGCCCUCGUCGCAGAGAAGAGCAAGCGUGAAACAGGUGUGCGUAAAGACAAGUUGUUGAUUGGCGGAAUUGAUGUCACACAACUCCAGUCACCAAGAGAUUACUCUUACUUGGGCCGAAGUCGUUUCCAUUGCCGCUUGAAAGCUCUCCGGCUAGAUGUAUGCAUGUCGAUGACACAUAAACGUCAAGUUGUAAGCACUUGCAGAAGUAUACUGACGUCUAGGAUGGUGAUCAAAUUGGCUGAGCCUGGUGGCACAGUCAAGUCGCUGAGGAGCCUCGGGCUGGGCACAUGGAUAGAUAUGAGACGGGCCGAUCGUUGCGCCUUGAGCGCUUCGCGAACAGACUUGAUAUGUGCCGUGUAUCAACAUGGACAGAUAAGCAAAGGCACCCCCGAUCGCGACAUCUGCAGCCGAGCUAGCUCUGAUCGUGCACACACAAUUUUGAACGAAAUCAUGCCGCAGUGAUCGAACUAGAUAAUGGCAUAUCGUCGAUUGAUGUGAUUUGCUCACCGAUGGUUUACCAUCUCCAGUCUAGCUAGGCCAUAAAGUCUCCAUCGUAAUCAUUGCCUUGUUCUCGAGAUCACCAGAGGUUCGAUGGCCGUCUAGUCCAUGAU
Dissoconium aciculare CBS 342.82 is the source of this 779-nucleotide messenger RNA. RefSeq lists its product as uncharacterized. The coding region runs from base 112 to 630 and encodes 172 amino acids. The transcript has a single exon. Lineage: Eukaryota; Fungi; Ascomycota; Dothideomycetes; Mycosphaerellales; Dissoconiaceae. The record is from RefSeq and is a predicted model, not a curated record.